Messenger RNA from Striga asiatica, 339 nucleotides. The record is from the annotation of a GenBank genome assembly. Lineage: Eukaryota; Viridiplantae; Streptophyta; Magnoliopsida; Lamiales; Orobanchaceae.
AUGCGGUUUUCGGCCGGCGGAGUGGCCCCUUCCGGAGUGACUGCCGCAGGAGAAGUCGGGGAUUGGUGGAGCCGUCGGGUUUGUACGGCGACCGGUGGCGUUGGAUGGCGGUGCCGGUGUAGCAGAUCGGCGGAGGAGGCACUGUACGUGUAUCCCGCUGGCCUGAUUACAGUAGAAUCCAGCGGAUUCAAAUCAGAAUACACCUAUAGCAGCCCGCUGGCCCGAUUGGACGAAAUUCUUCACCAUUUCAUCGUCCGAUUUCACAGUUUGACAAGGCUAACAUUCAAAAGAAGAAAGAAGAAGAAAAGGUUUGAAAAUGUCAUAGACUUCAACCACUAA